Botrytis fragariae is the source of this 546-nucleotide messenger RNA. Its product is annotated as putative phosphotransferase enzyme family protein. The coding region runs from base 1 to 546 and encodes 181 amino acids. Lineage: Eukaryota; Fungi; Ascomycota; Leotiomycetes; Helotiales; Sclerotiniaceae. The record is from RefSeq and is a predicted model, not a curated record. The transcript has a single exon.
AUGCAUUUCGAUUCCGUAGCUCAGAGGGAACAACAGAGAAACUUUAUGGUAUGGUUCCAAAGAUUAUUACAAUCUGAGCCAGAACAAAUUGCCUGUCAAAUUUCGGGGAAGCAUCGGCCUGGUAAUAGGCUCAUUGCCGUUCGAUGGAAGACCGGAGGAUACAGAGUUACUUAUCGCGUCACAUAUGAUGAUGGCUUCCAAGCCAUUGUUCGUUUCGCUGCAUUAGGUCGAUCGCUCCAUCUCACCGAGAAGGUGGAAAACGAGGCCAUUGUACUCCAAUACCUCCGCAAGCGUACCAAGAUUCGAGUACGACGGCUAUUGGGCGUUGGAAAAAUUGCUCUUGCACCCUACAUCGUGGAAGAAUCCGUGGAGCAAGAUCUCGCUUCUGGUCCUUUUAUGGAUUCCAGGAUAGAGCUACAGAAUUUUCAAUUUCUCUUGACUCUUAAGUCGGCACAAUCUGCUACCACUUUGCUACCAUGCAAUGAAAAUAGUCUCAGCUUUGGGAUAACAUGUCACAUGAAUCAAAUUGCGUUCUCAUCGUACUAA